GUGCAUGUUGGAUGGGAGUUGGAUGCUGCAUUCAAAGGUGGUCAGCGCUCACAGCAACUCGUCAAGGGAGCUCUUUUCACUGGCGCCCCAUUGCUCUCCUGGCCCCGUUGCGCGCGCUGUCCAGCUUUCGGCGCUGCAGUUUGAUCGACGUUUGUUGAUAAGUCUAGCUUCCCGUGCAAAACUGUUUGGGUCCUUGUCGGCUUGCCGGUUGUCUGUUACUUAGCAAGUCUUCUAGAAGUUGCUUAUUCGCUGAAGCUGGCUGACGCUUAGUUGCUCAACUGCUUCAAACGCCCUGUGUCUCUCCACUUUUUCAGCACAGUUUGGCCAUAGUCCUGCCCUGAAAUAUAAGCAGAACAUUUGCGCAGAAUUCAAUAGCAAGAAUAGGCGCACACCGAGUCAGUCACCAUGUUGUGGGUCGAUAAAUACCGCCCGCACACUCUGGAGAAGUGCACAGUCCAUGCGCAAGAAGCUGAGCACCUCAAAAACCUGGUUUCUUCUGGAGACUGCCCACAUCUCCUUUUCUAUGGCCCCUCCGGUGCUGGAAAGAAAACCCUCAUCAUGGCACUGUUGAGAGAUAUGUACGGUGCCGGUGCCGAAAAGGUCAAAGUGGAGAACAAGGCGUGGAAGGUGGAGGCCGGGACGCGCAAGAUUGACUUGGAGCUCACAACAGUGUCCAGCAACUAUCAUAUCGAGCUGACCCCGAGCGACGUUGGGUUCCAGGACCGGUAUGUAGUGCAGGAAGUCAUCAAGGAGAUGGCCAAGAGCCGGCCGCUCACAGUGGACGGGGUCAAGGGCUUCAAGGUCCUCGUUCUCAACGAGGUCGAUAAGUUGAGCAAGGAGGCGCAGCACUCGCUGCGGCGGACCAUGGAGAAGUACAGCGCGGCAUGUCGGUUGGUGCUCUGCUGCAAUAGCGCGUCCAAAGUGAUCGAAGCGGUGCGCAGCCGAUGCCUGCCGAUAAGGGUUAACCUGCCCAGCCAGGAGGAGAUUAUCAAAGUCCUACAUUUUGUUUCCAAGAAGGAGGGGCUGACACUGCCAUCCGCUUUUGCGGGCCGGAUUGCCCUUGCCUCCCAGCGCAACCUGCGGCGGGCGAUCCUCUCGCUGGAGGCCUGUAAAGUGCAGCAGUAUCCGUUCACCGACAAUCAGCAGGUUCAGGUUAUGGACUGGGAAGCGUACAUCACCGAAAUCGCGAACGACAUCGUCAACGAACAGAGCCCAAAACGGUUGUUUAUGGUGCGGGGAAAGCUGUACGAGUUGCUGGUGAACUGCAUACCUCCGGAGGUAAUCAUGAAGCGGUUGAUGUUAGAGCUGAUGAAGAAGCUCGACUCGGAGCUGAAGCACGAGGUGUGCCAUUGGGCGGCUUUCUACGAACACCGGAUGCAACAGGGCUCCAAGGCGAUCUUCCACUUAGAAGCCUUCGUCGCCAAGUUCAUGAGCAUCUACAAAAAGUUCUUGAUAGCCACGUUCGGGUAGCCGACUCGCUGCUUUAAUUUUGCGCCUAUGCACUCAGAAGCCUCGCUCGAUAACGGCUGAAUUGGGUCAGACGUUUGCCUUGCCAUCUGUACACUUAAAGGCGCUAUAUAGAUUCUCCAAACAGUGGCUUCGGGGACUAAGCGUGUGCUGCAUGACCAAACAGCUGCGAUGCGCAUUAGCGGGCUUUGGUGGUCAAACGGAACUCUUUUGGGCAAUGAUUGACCUUAUCAAAUGUUGAUCAGCUCUGAAAGCUUGUCUAACUAAACGAAGCAAGUAAGUUCCGCACCUGCUGAUUGUCAAUCCGUUGACUACCAACCGCUAAGUAAGGACGGACGUAAGGGGCCUCCAUUUUAUCGUAGCCCCUCUUGAGGGCGGAUACAUUGCGUUUCCGGCCUCGGAUGACUGGAA
Molecule: messenger RNA, 1878 nt
Organism: Klebsormidium nitens
Lineage: Eukaryota; Viridiplantae; Streptophyta; Klebsormidiophyceae; Klebsormidiales; Klebsormidiaceae
Source: the annotation of a GenBank genome assembly